This is a messenger RNA of Morus notabilis, 1569 nucleotides long. Its product is annotated as cannabidiolic acid synthase-like. The record is from RefSeq and is a predicted model, not a curated record. The transcript is spliced from 2 exons. Gene Ontology annotation, molecular function: oxidoreductase activity; FAD binding. NCBI's taxonomy places the organism in Eukaryota, Viridiplantae, Streptophyta, Magnoliopsida, Rosales, Moraceae. Bases 1 to 1569 code for a protein of 522 amino acids.
AUGAAGUACUUGAAAUUUUCUUCGUUCUUUGCCAAAAUUAUCAUCUUUCUCUUUCCAUUUGCGUUGCUAGCUUCCAGUGAUCACACUCAUGAACACUUUCUUCAAUGCCUCACCACUCGUAUAUCCAACCUUACCUCCACUCAUGAAACCAUUAUUUAUACUCGAAAUGAUACGUCGUAUUCUACCCUGUUGAAUUCCUUCAUACAUAACCAACGUUUCAAUGAAUCAACCCCAAAACCUUUCGCUAUCAUCACACCAUUUAAUGUCUCCCACAUCCAAGUCACUGUUUACUGCUCCCAAAAGCAUGGCAUGCUAAUCAAAGUUCGAAGUGGUGGCCAUGAUUAUGAGGGUCUUUCUUUCGUGUCUAAUGAGCCCCCUUUUAUCAUACUUGAGUUGAGAAACCUAAGCUCGAUUAGUGUUGAUGUGGAGGGCAAGUCAGCAUGGGUUCAAGCUGGAGCUACAGUAGGUGAAGUUUAUUAUAGGGUUGCCGAGAAAACUGGAAAUCUUAGCUUCCCCGCCGGCGUUUGUAGCACUGUGGGUGUUGGUGGACAUUUGAGUGCAGGAGGCUACGGGUAUUUGGCGCGAAAAUAUGGGGUUUCAGCUGAUAAUAUUAUUGACGCGCAGAUAAUCGACGCCCAAGGUAGAAUUCUUGAUAGGAAAUCUAUGGGGGAAGAUUUGUUUUGGGCCAUACGUGGUGGUGGAGCAGCAAGCUUCGGAAUCGUUGUUGCAUGGAAACUUCAACUAGUUCCCGUGCCAUCAACGGUGACUGUGUUUAAUGUCCAAAGGAAUAUGGACGACGAUGCAACAAAGAAGCUCGUACAUCGAUGGCAACGGCGCGCCCACAAAGUCGAUGACGAUCUAACAAUCUUCAUCAGGUUCGUAACCAUGAAUUCUACAGAUAAGAAGGGGAAUAAGAAAAUUACGAUACAACCUAACUUCUCGGCCACAUUCCUAGGAGGUGUAGAUACAUUGCUUCAGUUGAUGCAGAAGGAGUUUCCUGAGAUGGGUUUGGGAAAUGAAUCCUUGGAUCCUUUACUUGAUAGGACAAUUGUGUCCAAUGGUUUGUCAUACAAAAUGAAAUCUGACUAUGUGAAAGAGCUUAUUCCAGAUGACGUAGUGGAAGGAAUGUUGAGAAGGAUGCUUGACGAAGAGGUGGGAAUAACGACUAUUACUUUUUUUCCUUACGGAGGAAAAAUGAACAAGAUUUUAGAAUCUGCGAUUCCAUUUCCACACCGAGCCGGAAACCUAUUCAACAUUCAUUACCAAGUGACUUGGAAAGGAGCGUCCAACAAACAUCUAAGCUGGAUAAGAAUAAUUUACAAUUACAUGACUCCGUAUGUGUCAAAAAAUCCGAGAACUGUAUAUUUCAACUUUAGAGACCUUGACAUUGGGAUGAAUGAGAAAAGAAGUAACUCCACAAGUACCCUUACUCGUAUAGCAAAAGCAAAUAUUUGGGGUACUAAAUAUUUUAAGAAUAACUUCAACAAGUUGAUUCAGGUGAAGACAAAAGUUGAUCCAGCUGAUUUUUUUAGAAAUGAACAAAGCAUUCCUUCUCUUCUUAGCCCUUAA